CUUAGAUUAAAAGUAACUAUAAAAGGGGACUUAUCGUCUGAUUUGAUUUAUUUGUGAACAUACGUCUAGAAACCGCUCACAAUGGCCUACCUCGGUAAAGUUUACAAGUUCGACCGCGAAGAGAACUUCGACGGAUUCCUUAAGAGUAUCGGUCUCUCCGAGGAGCAGGUCCAGAAGUACUUGCAGUACAAGCCCAGCAGUCAGUUAGUGAAGGAGGGAGACAAGUACAAAUACAUCUCUGUCUCCAGUGAUGGUACCAAGGAAACCGUGUUCGAGUCUGGAGUAGAGACUGACGAUGUGGUCCAGGGUGGACUACCGAUCAAGACCACGUACACAGUUGACGGUAACACAGUGACACAGGUUGUCAACAGCGCCCAGGGAUCUGCCACCUUUAAGAGAGAAUACAACGGCGACGAGCUUAAAGUGACCAUUACCAGUUCAGAGUGGGACGGCGUCGCAUACAGAUACUACAAGGCUUAAUUUUAUUGUUAUUUAAUUUAUUGUUAUGUUAAAUAUAUAAUUUUAUAGUUAUUUUUAAA
This is a messenger RNA of Manduca sexta (tobacco hornworm), 539 nucleotides long. RefSeq names its product fatty acid-binding protein 1-like. Gene Ontology annotation, biological process: fatty acid transport. Gene Ontology annotation, molecular function: fatty acid binding. Gene Ontology annotation, cellular component: nucleus; cytosol. NCBI's taxonomy places the organism in Eukaryota, Metazoa, Arthropoda, Insecta, Lepidoptera, Sphingidae. The transcript has 4 exons. The record is from RefSeq and is a predicted model, not a curated record. Bases 82 to 480 code for a protein of 132 amino acids.